This is a messenger RNA of Monopterus albus (swamp eel), 635 nucleotides long. RefSeq names its product complement C1q-like protein 2. The transcript is spliced from 4 exons. The record is from RefSeq and is a predicted model, not a curated record. Gene Ontology annotation, molecular function: protein binding. The coding region runs from base 1 to 525 and encodes 174 amino acids. NCBI's taxonomy places the organism in Eukaryota, Metazoa, Chordata, Actinopteri, Synbranchiformes, Synbranchidae.
AUGGUUCUUUAUUUGCAUGAAGGCUGGUCUAACGCCUGUGAAAGCCUCUUCCUGCCACUGAGAGCGAGCUCCUCUGACUGUUCACCUCUGAAGAAACUGGAGAAAGAAGUUCAACAGGUGGCUUUCUCGGCUGCUCUGACCAAUAGUGAUGAGACCCUCGGACCCUCGGAGAGAGAUGUUACUUUGAUCUUCAAACAUGUCGUCACUAACAUUGGUAACGCCUACAACCCACACACAGGUUUUUUCACUGCACCGGUGCGAGGAGCCUACCACUUCGAGUGGCACAUCGGUGAUAUUGGGGGCCGUUCACCUGCUACAGCUGCUGCACUGGUCAAGAACUCGGAGCGUGUGUUUUCCGCAUAUGCCAAUUUGACACCCAGUCAUUUUGAGACUUCUUCUGAGAGCGCUACGCUGCAGCUAGAGGCUGGGGAUGUCGUGUCUGUGAAUAAGUGGGCUACCAGUGGGAUCUAUGACAAUGUAAAUCACCAUGUCACCUUCAGUGGUCAUCUGCUCUUCACCAUGUGACCAGGAAACAGAUGUUAAACGUAAAAAGUUCAAAUCUUGUGUUUUCUUCUGUAUCAGGAUCAGACCUGCAUUAAAGUGCACAUAAUGAGAAACAAUGUAGGCCUAUGGGG